Thalassophryne amazonica is the source of this 1121-nucleotide messenger RNA. It is a transcript of the gene ngdn, whose product is annotated as neuroguidin, EIF4E binding protein. Gene Ontology annotation, cellular component: small-subunit processome; nucleolus. The coding region runs from base 31 to 990 and encodes 319 amino acids. The record is from RefSeq and is a predicted model, not a curated record. The transcript has 11 exons. NCBI's taxonomy places the organism in Eukaryota, Metazoa, Chordata, Actinopteri, Batrachoidiformes, Batrachoididae. Gene Ontology annotation, biological process: maturation of SSU-rRNA from tricistronic rRNA transcript (SSU-rRNA, 5.8S rRNA, LSU-rRNA).
CUCUGUGGCUACUGUAGUUGACAGUGAAAAAUGGCGUCCACGCUCGACAACGAUUUAAUUGAAAGUGACUUGCCCAAAGCUGUACAGCUCCUGAAUAGUCUAACAGAACAGGUGGCUUCAGUCACAAGUCAUGUCUGUGAGCUGCUAAGAAAAGUCAAAGAUGGUGCAUUUGACACAUCAAAGGGUUUGUCUUUCUUGGACCUUCGGUAUCAUCUGCUGCUCUUUUACCUUCAAGACCUCACGCACCUGAUCAGUAUCAAGACGGAAGGAGGCAAAAUAAAAGACAGUGAAGCAUUGAUCAGAGUGGUCACAGUCAGAACGGUCCUGGAGAAGAUGCGACCCCUUGACCACAAACUCAAGUAUCAGAUUGAUAAGCUGGUGCGCACAGCUGUUACUGGCAGUUUAGCUGAAAAUGACCCUCUGCAGCUCCGUCCUAAUCCUGAGAAUCUCAUCAGCAAACUGAGUGAGUCUGGGGAGUCUGAAGAUGAAGCUGAGGACAAAGGAGCCACUGACAACAAAGCAGCCUCCUCUAGUGGCAAGAAAUAUGUACCACCAAAGAUUGUCCCUGUGCAUUAUGACGGUGAUUUGACCGAAGCAGACAGGAAGAAGGUGCAGGCGGAGCGUCAGCGGCGAGCAGCUCUGAGAAGCUCAUUGAUCCAGGAGCUGCGACAGCAGUACAGUGAUGCUCCCGAGGAGAUCAGAGACAAACGUGACUUCCAGAGUGAGCGGGAGACCCGCGAGGAGCUUCACAGGAAAAACUACGAGGAGUCCAUGAUGGUGCGUCUGAAUGUAUCAAAGCAUCAGAAAAAUGCCCGGAAAAGAAGCAUGAUGGCAAUGUCCAGCCAGCUGGGCAGUAUCACACAUUUCAGUGACAUCACAGCGCUGACAGGCGGGGGCAGCUUACAGGAUGGCGAUAAUUCUCGUCCCAAGAAAAAGAAGAAACUGAUGAAAAAGAAAACCAAAAGAAGAGCUUUCAGGAAACACAAAUAGAUUUGAAACAUUGGGUCCAAGGAUGGAGGAAUGAAGACCAGUGAAUUGAGUUUUCAGCAUUCAGAAUACUCUGCUGUCCAAAAGGAAUGACUCAUUUCACUCAUUUUCUAUAAUAAACAUGCCAGAUUGUA